AUGGGUUCCACGCUCCUUUUUCUCACUUAUGCGGUGUUCGCAACUAUAGCGUAUACUUUGUUCGUCUGUAUUGGACGAGUUUACUUCCAUGCUUUCGCACACGUUCCUGGCCCAAUCUUAGCGAAGCUUACGAACGCGUACAGCGCUUAUCAUGCUGCGAAGGGGGACACGCAUGUUAUGAUACAACGUCUUCACGAGCAAUAUGGGCCUGUGGUCCGGUAUGGACCGGACAGGAUUCUUUUCAACAGUCGAAAAUCGAUGGAAGAGAUAUAUGGCCGCCAUGAAAACCUUUUCAAGGGCAGAGCAUAUGAUGCCAUGAGGGUACAACCGCUUCCUAGCGUGUUCAACGCUGCAAGCAACGAACUUCACUCCAGGCGGAGGAAAAUCAUCUCCCAAGGCUUUUCUGAGCAAGCAAUGAGAGCGUCGGAAUCGAAAAUUCUGAGACAUGUUGGGAAUUACUGUGAUGUCCUGUUUGAACCAUCAAAUGGCAAGGAUUGGGGUGAAGCACGAGAGACGACGCAAUGGAGCGCCUUCUUUGCCAUCGAUCUCAUUGCGGACCUUACGGUUGGAAGAUCUACGGCAAUGUUGACAAGUCCUGAUAAUCGGGUCUACAAUCCGGCACGCAAGGCCAAUUUCGUUCGCAUGGGGCUUGCUAUCCAAUGGCCUGAGGCAUUUUGCAGCGGCAUGGUAAACCCGAUCAAAGUAGGUGAAGUUCUUUUCCCCAAGAUCGCGAAGCUGGGAAAGGAGUGGCAUAUGCUCUUGGGCUCUUGGAUUGCUUCACGCUUGACGGAGCUUAGGUCAGAAAAGGCAACUGGUGAAAGCGACAUGAUCACGGCAAUCGCUCAAUACAGAGACCCUGAUUCGGGUGAAGGUCUUAGCGAUGGUGAGCUAACGGCCGAGAUGACUACUCUACUCAUUGCCGGAAGCGGUACUAUCACCACUGGUAUGACGAGCCUUCUCUGGUAUUUGUCCCGGUAUCCGGACGAGUAUCAGAAAGCGGUCCAAGAAGUGCGUAGCAUCUUCAAAAAGCCUCAAGAUAUUGGGAUGAACAGCAGAUUGAGCAGAUGCACCUAUCUCAAGGCCUGUUUGCAAGAGGCUAUGCGGGUCUCCCCAGCUCCUACUGCGCCACUCUACCGUGAAGCUGGCCCGGGGGGUGCAUCCGUCUGCGGGAUCUAUGUCCCGGAAGGCUACGAAGUCGCCACCUCAAUCUAUGCUUUGCAUCACAACGAAGCGCAUCACCCUGAUUCUUUCAGGUUUGACCCCUCAAGAUGGCUGCAAGAUAACGAGAAGGUUGCAGCCACGAAAGCGGCAUGGGCACCAUUCUCUGUCGGUGACCGGAACUGUGUGGGCAUGACAUUAGCCACAAAUGAAGUCUUGAUUACAAUGGUAACUAUCCUUUGGCACGGCGAUUUCAGGAUUGCAGAUGAUGCAAAGCUGGCUAGCAUUGGCGCUGGCAGUUCGCGUCUUGGACCUGGGAGGCAAAGGGAAAAGGAGUUUCAAUUGUACGACACCUUCGGUGCUUCAACCGAUGGACCUUAUCUCCAAUUCAAGCGGAGAGAGACUAUAUAG
Paraphaeosphaeria sporulosa is the source of this 1569-nucleotide messenger RNA. RefSeq names its product putative benzoate 4-monooxygenase cytochrome P450. Gene Ontology annotation, molecular function: monooxygenase activity; oxidoreductase activity, acting on paired donors, with incorporation or reduction of molecular oxygen; iron ion binding. The coding region runs from base 1 to 1569 and encodes 522 amino acids. The transcript is spliced from 4 exons. NCBI's taxonomy places the organism in Eukaryota, Fungi, Ascomycota, Dothideomycetes, Pleosporales, Didymosphaeriaceae. The record is from RefSeq and is a predicted model, not a curated record.